CACCACCACACCACCACACUGCCUGCAUAAUGCUUGUAGGAGCCGGAAGGAUAGACGAAAAUAUUACCAUAGAACUUAAGACCUGGAUAAGCUCACGCUGCAGAUUUCGAUGAUGAAGAAGGCCAUUGACAUUGACUGCUUAUCUAAUUGCAAUAGCGCACCCUGGACCACCCUGCGUCUCGAAUUUUGGGGAAAGGAUCGAGUCCCCAAAAAGAAAACCACGUCUCUUCAUCUGCUGUUCACUUUCUGCCAUGUCGGCCUACGACCAUUCCAGGGUGCAGUACUUUAUUGGCGGUAACUCUUUAGAUAAGGCAUCGCCGAGCAGCGUUUAUGAUUUUGUCAAGGCGAAUGGAGGCCAUACUAUAAUCACCAAGGUCCUCAUUGCCAACAACGGUAUCGCGGCCGUGAAAGAAAUUAGGUCGAUCCGACAAUGGAGUUACGAAACCUUUGGUAGUGAACGUCAGGUAGAAUUCACCGUCAUGGCUACCCCAGAAGAUCUCAAGGUUAAUGCUGAAUACAUCCGCAUGGCUGAUCGUUAUAUCGAAGUUCCUGGAGGGUCAAACAACAACAACUAUGCCAAUGUUGAUCUUAUCGUCGAUGUUGCAGAACGUGCUGGUGUCCAUGCUGUAUGGGCUGGUUGGGGACACGCCUCCGAAAACCCCCGUCUCCCGGAGAGUCUAGCUGCUAGUAAGAACAAAAUCGUCUUCAUCGGUCCUCCUGGAAGUGCAAUGAGGAGUCUGGGUGAUAAGAUCUCUAGUACCAUCGUCGCACAAAGCGCUGACGUUCCAACGAUGCCAUGGUCUGGAACUGGCAUUACUGAUACCGCCCUUUCGGAGGCUGGAUACGUAAUAGUGCCUGAUAAGGCCUACCAAGAUGCCUGUGUCACCUCUGUCGAAGAAGGCUUGGUGAAAGCAGAAGAGAUCGGAUGGCCGGUCAUGAUCAAGGCUAGUGAAGGAGGCGGAGGAAAGGGUAUCAGAAAAGUUGAGCAACCUGAGGCUUUCAAGAACGCGUACCACGCCGUAGCUGGAGAAAUUCCCGGCUCUCCCAUUUUCAUUAUGAAGCUUGCUGGAGCUGCUCGCCAUCUUGAAGUUCAGCUUCUUGCUGAUCAAUAUGGAAAUGCUAUAUCUCUGUUUGGACGUGAUUGUUCUGUCCAGCGUCGUCACCAGAAGAUCAUUGAAGAAGCCCCCGUUACCAUUGCAAAACAGGAUACUUUUGAGAAAAUGGAGCGGGCCGCGGUGCGCCUAGCAAAACUCGUUGGGUAUGUCAGCGCUGGUACUGUCGAAUACCUUUACAGCCAUGCUGAUGACUCUUUCCAUUUCUUGGAAUUGAACCCACGUCUUCAAGUGGAGCAUCCCACUACUGAAAUGGUGUCCGGAGUCAAUUUACCUGCUGCCCAGCUUCAGGUAGCUAUGGGCAUACCCCUCCACCGCAUCCGACACAUUCGCCAACUGUAUGGCGUAGCUCCAAAUGCCGCAUCUGAAAUCGAUUUUGAAAUGAUCAAGCCAGAUGCGAACCAACUUCAACGCAAACCACGACCUAAAGGACACGUCGUUGCAGUCCGUAUCACUGCCGAAAAUCCUGACGCCGGUUUCAAGCCAUCUUCUGGUUCCCUUCAGGAGCUGAACUUCCGCUCCAGUACGAAUGUUUGGGGCUAUUUUUCCGUCAGUUCUGCGGGUGGUCUGCACGAGUUUGCUGACUCGCAGUUUGGACAUAUCUUUGCAUACGGCGAAGACCGAGGCGAGAGUCGCAAAAAUAUGAUCAUCGCCCUCAAAGAACUCAGUAUUCGUGGCGAUUUUAGAACGACUGUCGAGUAUCUCAUUAAGCUCCUCGAAUUAGAUGACUUCAAGGACAACACUAUCACUACCGGAUGGUUGGAUUCCCUCAUCAGCGAUAAGCUUACCGCCGAACGUCCCGAUGCCACUCUUGCUGUGAUCUGUGGUGCUGUCACUAAAGCAUAUCUUGCUUCGGAAGCCUGUUGGACGGAGUACAAGCGCAUCUUGGACAAGGGACAAGUCCCAGCACGUGACGUCCUCAAAACCGUUUUCGUCAUUGAUUUCAUCUACGAGAACGUUAGGUACUCGUUUACUGCUGCGAGAUCCUCUUCCACGGCCUGGACCCUAUAUCUCAAUGGAGGCAGCACCAUGGUUGGUGCCCGUCCUUUGGCCGAUGGUGGUCUUCUGGUCCUAUUAGACGGAAGGAGUCACUCUAUUUACUGGCGAGAAGAAGUUGGCGCGCUUCGUUUGAUGGUGGACGCCAAAACUUGUUUGAUUGAGCAGGAAAAUGACCCCACUCAAUUGAGGAGUCCAAGUCCAGGAAAGCUCAUCCGAUUCUUCGUCGACAGUGGGGAGCACAUCAACGCAGGAGAACAAUAUGCUGAGAUAGAGGUCAUGAAAAUGUACAUGCCUUUGGUCGCGUCCGAAGAUGGCAUUGUGCAACUCAUCAAACAGCCCGGUGUUAGCCUCGAACCUGGUGACAUCCUCGGUAUUCUGACCUUGGAUGACCCUGGUCGCGUCAAGCACGCUAAACCUUUUGAAGGUCUACUCCCUACGAUGGGCACUCCAGCUGUUACCGGUAGCAAGCCUCACCAACGGUUCAUCCGUUGCCUUGGGGUCUUGAAUGACAUCUUAGAUGGCUUCGACAACCAGGCCAUCAUGGCCUCUACGGUAAAAGACCUUAUCGACAUCCUUCAUGAUCCAGAACUUCCUUACUCCGAACUAACUGCUAUCCUUUCUUCACUUUCCGGACGUAUUCCUGCCAAGCUUGAUGAUAGCAUUCACGCUGCUCUUGAAACCGCCAAAGCCAAAGGCGAAUUCCCCGCUGCUCGAAUCAAAAAGGUGCUCGAGAAUUUUGUCGAGAGUAGCGUCCUACCACAAGAUCGACCUAUGUUCCGUACGCAAUUGGGCGCGAUCUACGAUGUCUUGGAUAGAUUUACUGGUGGUUUGAAGGGCCAUGAAAUCAAAGUUUGGUCUAACUUGCUUGAGAAAUACGAGGCUACAGAAAGAAUGUUUGGCGGAAGUAUUGAAGCACGAAUUCUUACGCUCCGUGAACAAAACAAAGAUGAUCUGGACAAAGUCAUCAGCCUUGUCCUGAGUCACAUCAAAGUUUCGAGCAAAGCGAAGCUGGUGCUGACGAUACUCAAUCACAUCAAGACUAAGGGUAUUAGCGUUUCGAAUGCGGAAAGUCCUUUGUACAAGGUAUUGCAGGACCUCGCUUCCUUGGAAGCCAAAUCGUCAACUUCCGUAUCCCUCAAAGCUCGGGAGGUGCUUAUCAUGGGCCAAAUGCCCUCGUACGAAGAAAGACUUGGUCAAAUGGAAACCGUGUUGAAGAGCUCGGUCACCAGUCAGUAUUACGGCGAGCAGGUGAACACUGUUCAUACCCCGUCUGCGGAAGUGUUGCGAGAACUCAGUGAUUCUCGUUAUACUGUGUUCGAUGUACUUUCUGCCUUCUUCGAGCAUGAAGACCAUAUGGUCCCUCUUGCCGCUUUCGAGGUUUAUAUUCGUCGUGCUUAUAAGGCUUACACUUUACUCUCCAUUGACUACGAGGAAGGAGAUGAGCUCGAUGACGGUGAUUCUCCAAGUAUAGUUACCUGGCGCUUCAAUCUUGGCCAGUCUCACUCUCCUCCUUCAACGCCUCGUAUAUCUUUAUCGGGUGAAAGUAAAAGGUCGGCGUCUGUCAGUGAUCUGACCUAUCUCAUCAGCCGACACCAAUCCCAACCAAUCCGUGUUGGCGCUAUCUCAUCAUUCCCGAACUUCCUUGCACUGGCAAAGGGCUUCAGCAAAGUCGCCUCCGCAUUGCCCCUCUUUGAUGCAAUUGAAUACAAUUCACGAUAUGGAAACCCUCAGUCCCCUCCCAACGUCCUCAAUGUCGCGUUGCGUCUUUUUAGAGAGGAGGAUGACAUGCCUGAAGAUGCAUGGUUUGAGAAGCUUACUGCCUUUGUCAAUGAGCAAUCCUCAACUCUUCGCGAGCGUGGCGUGGGUCGUGUUUCCAUCAUGCUUUGCCGUCCCAGUCAGUAUCCCGUGUACCUCACUCUUCGAGAAGUCGAUCGUGUUUGGACUGAAGAGCAGUCUAUCCGUAACAUCGAACCGGCCCUGGCAUUCCAGCUUGAACUUAGUCGUCUAUCCAACUACAAACUUAAGCCUGUUUUCGUUGAAAGCAAGCAGAUUCACAUCUACCAUGCCGUUGCUCGAGAAAACCAACUAGACAACAGAUUCUUUGUCCGUGCUCUAGUUCGGCCUGGUAGGCUUCGGGGAAGUAUGAGUACUGCAGAGUACCUCAUCUCCGAGACCGAUCGCUUGGUCACGACCGUCUUGGAUGCCCUCGAAUUGGUCACGGCUGAACAAAGAAACACUGAUUGUAAUCAUAUCUUCCUUAACUUCAUCUACAAUCUCGCUGUUACCUACGAGGACGUUCUCGCUGCCAUCUCAGGCUUCAUUGAACGACACGGCAAACGUUUGUGGCGUUUACAUGUCACUGGUUCCGAGAUCCGAAUCGCGUUGGAGGAUGACGAGGGGAAUGUUACACCCAUCCGUUGCGUGAUUGAAAACGUUUCCGGUUUCAUUGUCAAUUAUCAUGGGUAUCAAGAAAUAACCACUGACAAAGGAACCACAAUUCUGAAGUCGAUAGGGGAGAAAGGUCCGCUUCACCUCCAACCUGUUCACCAAGCAUAUUCCACGAAGGAAUCGCUGCAGCCCAAACGGUAUCAGGCGCACCUCAUCGGUACCACAUAUGUCUACGAUUUCCCAGACCUGUUCUCGAAGGCGUUGCAGAACUUAUGGGACAGUGCUCGCGCUACAAGCCCGACCCUUGUAAAACCCAGAGUCUUGCUUGAGUCGAAGGAGCUAGUCCUCGAUGAGCACGAUCAACUCGCCGAAGUCGACAGAGCUCCGGGCAACAACACUUUUGGAAUGAUAGGCUGGGUAUUCACUAUGCGUACGCCAGAAUUCCCUCAAGGUCGUAGAGUUGUCGUCGUAGCAAACGACAUCACCUACAAAAUCGGAUCAUUCGGUCCCAUAGAAGACCAAUUCUUCUAUCUUGUCACUCAGUACGCGAGGGAGUUAGGCCUUCCUCGAAUCUACCUGUCGGCAAAUUCUGGAGCUCGUAUCGGUUUGGCUGAAGAGCUCAUACCCUUAUUCUCGGCCGCUUGGAACGAGGAAGGGCAUCCUGAGAAGGGAGUCCAUUACCUAUACUUGACGCACGAGAAUUACUUGAAGUUAGAGGAGCAAGGCCAUGAUUCCAUCAAAACUGUUGAUGUUGAGGUAGCAGGAGAGCUGCGCCAUAAGAUCACUGAUAUCAUUGGUCUGCAAGAUGGUCUUGGAGUUGAAUCUCUGAAGGGUUCUGGUCUUAUUGCCGGAGAAACAUCUAGGGCUUACGACGAUAUCUUCACCAUCACACUCGUCACCGCACGGUCUGUUGGUAUAGGUGCAUAUCUUGUCCGACUUGGAGAGCGUGCAGUUCAAGUCGAAGGUCAACCUAUAAUCUUGACAGGCGCAGGUGCUCUCAACAAAGUGCUCGGUCGCGAAGUUUAUACCUCCAACCUCCAACUUGGAGGAACUCAAAUCAUGUUCAAAAACGGUGUCUCGCAUCUCACGGCAAGCAGCGACCUUGAAGGUGCUACGCACAUUCUAAAGUGGUUGUCCUAUGUUCCCGAGGUCAAAGACGGUGCCUUACCUGUUCUCGAAUCAUCUGACUCUUGGGAUCGUGACAUCGGGUACACCCCUCCUAAAGGCGCAUAUGAUCCGAGGUGGUUCAUCGAAGGCAAGACUGAUGAAGCGACUUCGGAAUGGAUGAGUGGAUUCUUUGACAAAGGAUCGUUCCAAGAAACACUCAGCGGGUGGGCGCAGACAGUUGUCGUUGGGCGGGCUCGGCUUGGUGGUAUCCCCAUGGGUGUCAUUGCUGUCGAGACACGCACUAUCGAGCGAAUAGUUCCUGCUGAUCCUGCCAAUCCUGCUUCAUUUGAACAGCGUAUCAUGGAGGCUGGUCAGGUCUGGUAUCCAAAUUCCGCUUACAAGACUGCCCAGGCGAUCUUCGAUUUCAAUCGUGAAGGUUUACCCCUUAUUAUCUUUGCAAAUUGGCGUGGUUUCUCUGGUGGGCAGCAAGAUAUGUAUGACGAGGUACUCAAGCAAGGUUCUAAGAUUGUCGACGGUCUCUCCAGUUACAAGCAGCCAAUAUUUGUCUACAUUGUCCCUAACGGAGAACUUCGUGGUGGUGCAUGGGUCGUUCUUGAUCCUUCUAUCAACUCCGAGCAGAUGGAAAUGUACGCCGACGUUGAUGCUCGUGCUGGUGUGCUUGAGCCAGAAGGUAUCGUUGAGAUCAAGUUCCGCCAGAACAAGAUCACAGCUUUGAUGGAACGUCUGGAUACUGAAUAUGCUUCGCUGAAGCGCGAAAGUAAAGAUGCCACGAAAACAGCGGAAUCACGCUCGGCGGCUACCGCUGCCUUGGAGAGACGCGAAGCUAUCUUACAGCCCACUUAUAAGCAGAUUGCUCUUCUCUACGCAGACCUUCAUGACCGCACGGGACGCAUGGAAGCGAAGGGAUGUGCAAAACCUGCCAUUUGGAAAGAUGCUCGAAGGAAGUUCUACUGGGCUGUUCGUGCCCGUGUUGCACGUUCUGCGGCUCUCGCAGAACUGACUGAGGCCAGCCCCGGCUCUACCACUGAAUACCGUUCUCAUUUGCUGGACUCUCUCGCGUCCAUUGAUGCUGCUAUGAAUGACCGCGAAGUGUCCGAAACAUUGGAAAAGUUAGAUCUGUCACAAACAGUAUCACAACUUAAAGCGGACUAUUUAAUGCGCCGAAUGGUAGAAUUGACGAAGGAAGAUAGGAAGGCGGCGAUGAAUGGAUUCGCUCGUCUCGCCGACAAUCUUUCGGACGAGGAAAGAAAUUCGUUGAUCUCUGUCCUACAAAAUGCAACCCGUUCACCUGCACCCCCAUCGUAUGCUACCUCAUCUUGACGAUUUAUAGACGAUCUGUUUGGAUUGAUUAUCAUGAAUGCACAAUUGUAAUACUAAUUGCUUUUCCAUUUUCUUUUCCACUGUUGCACCUGCUGGUUCCUGACACCUUAGAAUAUAAUUCAUAGAGGCAAAUUGUAGAAACUAUUUUCGAUGACAUUGGAUUCACGCCUAUUUACGCAGUUUGAUAUCUGCAACAGCGCCGGAAUGCUAGAAUGCCCAUUGUCAACUUGAAUAUUAAAUGAACCAGAUAUAUGACCUCGAAGUGGCAGAACGCCAUUCCCUAAACGCGUGAAAGUCGAACUUUGGUCCAGAUUUUG
Molecule: messenger RNA, 7264 nt
Organism: Lentinula edodes (shiitake mushroom)
Lineage: Eukaryota; Fungi; Basidiomycota; Agaricomycetes; Agaricales; Omphalotaceae
Product: acetyl CoA carboxylase
Exons: 12
Coding region: 252-6947 (2231 amino acids)
Biological process (GO): fatty acid biosynthetic process
Molecular function (GO): ATP binding; acetyl-CoA carboxylase activity; metal ion binding
Source: RefSeq, a predicted model, not a curated record